Messenger RNA from Coffea arabica (coffee), 1092 nucleotides. RefSeq names its product protein trichome birefringence-like 41. Gene Ontology annotation, cellular component: Golgi apparatus. The record is from RefSeq and is a predicted model, not a curated record. Gene Ontology annotation, molecular function: O-acetyltransferase activity. NCBI's taxonomy places the organism in Eukaryota, Viridiplantae, Streptophyta, Magnoliopsida, Gentianales, Rubiaceae.
AUGAAACUUGUAAUUUUGUAUCUCCUCCUCCAUCUUCUUCACAUAUACCAAGUCACAAGUGCAGAAUACUGCAACUUCUUCAAUGGAAGUUGGGUGUUUGAUUCAUCAUACCCACACUACAACUCAACUACAUGUCCCUUUAUAGAGCAUGUAUUCAACUGCCAAAGAAAUGGCCGACCGGAUGAGAUGUACCUCAAAUACCGGUGGCAACCGCAAGAGUGUCAAUUACAAAGAUUCUGUGGCUUGGACUUCUUGCUAAGAUUCAAAGGGAAGAGCAUCAUGUUUGUGGGUGAUUCUUUAUCACGGAAUCAAUACCAGUCGUUAUUAUGCUUGUUGUACACAUCAAUGCCCGGAAUCAAGUACAAAGAGAUGAGAUCAGGCGACAUCUCCGUAGUACAUUUCUUGGAUUAUGAAGUUCAAGUAAAGCUUGAUAGAAAUCUGUUUUUGGUGGAUGUGGCACGAGACAAGGACAAGAUUGGUAGGGUAUUAGUAUUAGACUCAGUUGCCGGGAAAGCCCGUCAUUGGCUGGUAAAUGACGUGCUCGUCUUCAACACAUUUGCUUGGUGGGGAAGAAGAGGAUCUAUGCAACCAUGGGAUUUCAUUAAACUCGGAGAUAAGAUAAUGAAAGACAUGGACCGGCUAGCUGCUUUGGAGACGGGACUCACGACAUGGGCUAGAUGGGUGGAUGCAGCUGUUAAUCCUAAUAAAACAAGGGUUUUCUUUCAAACCACCUCUCCAGCGCAUUACAAUGGCAGCGAAUGGGAUGAACCUCACACCAGAAACUGCGGUAGGGAGACGAAACCGGUCCUUGGUUCGAUAUACCAUGGAAAUUUGCCGUGGGGUUUAGGCAUACAGAAGAAAAUAUUAAGCAAGAUCAAGAACCCUGCCUUCAAAUUAUUUGAUAUAACACACCUCUCGCAAUUUCGCAAAGAUGCACAUCCAUCUGCUUAUGGCGAGUUUGGAAGAACUGGAAUGGACUGCUUGCAUUGGUGUGUAGCCGGAGUCACUGAUACCUGGAAUGAGAUUCUGUACAAUAUUUUUCUCUAGAAUGAUUCAUGUUAUAGCAAGAUAACUAAUUGCCUUUAAAUUUUG